GUAGGAAGUAUUGUCAAUGAAAAACAGGAACUUUAUUUGUUGUAUUCAUUUUCAAAGUAGUCAGUGUCCCCUCCGGUCAUCAGCUGAAUAAUAAAGCUGGAUGAGGACUAGCUUUGGCUGUCAGUAUGGACUGUGUGUGUGAAUGUAUGCAGCUUCUGUUAGCAUUAGCCGUUGUAGCUGUGAUUGUGGUUUCCAUAAUGGCACACAUCACUGCUGGCAUGGUGAACCUGGCGCGCCAUGAGAAGGAAAAAUAUUUUCUCACCCCCACUGGUAAAAAGGAGCUCUUCCCCAGCCUGCACGAUCCCUACUCCAGAGAUCUCUCUGUGGUGAUUCCUGCCUAUAAUGAGGAGCUCCGAAUGCCUGUGAUGUUGGAUGAAGCUAUGGAAUACUUGGAAGACAGACAGAGACAGCAGCCCUCUUUUACAUAUGAGGUGAUUGUGGUUGAUGAUGGCAGUAAAGACAAAACCACAGAGGUCGCUUUCCGGUACACAAAGUGGUACGGUUCAGACAAAGUGCGUGUUCUGACGCUGGUGAAAAACAGGGGGAAAGGAGGAGCUGUGCGAAUGGGAACUCUGAGCUCCAGAGGGAAAGUCAUUCUGAUGGCAGAUGCUGAUGGAGCCACAAAGUUUUCUGACAUAGAAAAAGUGGAAGUUGGCCUUCAAAGCCUCAACCCAAAACCGAACAACAUGGCGAUUUCCUGUGGUUCCAGAGCUCAUCUGGAGAAAGAGUCAGUCGCUCAGCGAUCUGUGUUUCGUACAUUCCUCAUGUACGGCUUUCACUUCCUGGUCUGGUUCUUCUGUGUGAAAGGGAUAAAGGACACCCAGUGUGGCUUCAAACUUUUCACCCGCGAGGCGGCACUCAAAACCUUCUCGUCUCUCCAUGUAGAGAGAUGGGCCUUUGAUGUGGAGGUCCUGUACAUUGCACAGUGUUUCAAAAUCCCCAUAGCAGAGGUGGCUGUCAACUGGACUGAAAUAGAAGGAUCUAAACUGGUCCCGUUUUGGAGCUGGCUGCAGAUGGGACGAGACCUGAUUUUCAUUCGCCUGCGCUACAUCACGGGUGCCUGGAAGCUGCAGUCACCAGAGAAGACUGAUUAGCCAAUCAGACGAGCCCUGGAGUUAUGGAGGCAGCACAGGGCCGUCAUUUGUUCGGAUGAGGUGGAUUGAAGCGCGGUGUCCGUCCACGGCACUAGAGAACAAAACACCUCCUGUCUGUUGUGGUUGGGUAAUGAGGUGCUGAUCCAGAGGAGCUGUCCUCUCUGUCCCGCCUGGUUUUAUUUGGAUGUUGGCGUGUGAGGUCAUCAUCACAUGCACUUUUCUGUUGCCAAGCCUCACAGGUAAAACUGACAUCAGUUACUCAUUAUUUAAUCAGUGGCCAAAUCGGAUGAAGGUGAGAAGAACGAUCUGGUAUCUGUGCCUGAGUGGGAUUAUUGGAGCAGAUGGAAUGAAUGUUUAUUAUUUUUUAAAAUUGGGGAAGUUGCCUUAUAAGAAUUUCUGUUGUGGUGUGAAUAAAAAUGUCUUUAUUAGCA
Messenger RNA from Thalassophryne amazonica, 1525 nucleotides. It is a transcript of the gene alg5, whose product is annotated as ALG5 dolichyl-phosphate beta-glucosyltransferase. NCBI's taxonomy places the organism in Eukaryota, Metazoa, Chordata, Actinopteri, Batrachoidiformes, Batrachoididae. The record is from RefSeq and is a predicted model, not a curated record. Gene Ontology annotation, cellular component: endoplasmic reticulum membrane. The transcript is spliced from 10 exons. The coding region runs from base 126 to 1094 and encodes 322 amino acids.